Molecule: messenger RNA, 1635 nt
Organism: Verticillium alfalfae VaMs.102
Lineage: Eukaryota; Fungi; Ascomycota; Sordariomycetes; Glomerellales; Plectosphaerellaceae
Product: hexokinase-1
Exons: 3
Coding region: 1-1635 (544 amino acids)
Biological process (GO): intracellular glucose homeostasis; glycolytic process; glucose 6-phosphate metabolic process
Cellular component (GO): cytosol; mitochondrion
Molecular function (GO): glucokinase activity; mannokinase activity; ATP binding
Source: RefSeq, a predicted model, not a curated record
AUGACAAUGAGUUCCGAUUCCCGAUUGAGUUUGCAGGACUUCCUACAGCCACUCCAUGUCGACCUUGAUAAAAUACACACCCUAUCACAGGCCUUCUACCACAACUUCAUCCAUCUCGCGGCUGAUGACCUUGCUCAGUUCUUGCCCACGCCCAUCUCCGAAUCCAUUCUGAAACCUGUCAGCAAGAGUGGCCACGGAAGUGGCGGUUCCAACCUCAGAGUGGGCUUCAUCGAACUGUCGCCAGAGGAGGCUGUCUCGUGCGAGGGGGGUCACGGUCUGACCAAUGGGGCUUCCAAGGGCGUGUCCAACGGCGCGACCCGUGUUGCCCGCCUUAAAGAGCAGUCGUGGCCUAUCGCCGAGCAUCUCAAGAGCAUGAACGAUACCAAAUUGUUCGACUGGAUUGGCGAAUGCAUCGCUGCCGUCGUCACCGAAGGCUGCCGCGCCUGGGCCCUUGCCGCCGACGAGCCGAUCCCUCUGGGCAUCACUUUUAGUUUUCCCAUGGUCCAGCGGUCCCUCAAUGAAGCCUCUAUCAUAGCCAUGGGCAAGGGAUUCGCCAUCCACGGCGAUGUCGAGCUUGGAUCUCUGUUACUGACUGGCUACAACAAGUCCCGCCGAGAGCUGCCGCCGAUUCGCAUCGCCGCCAUAGCCAAUGACUCGGUCUCGACGCUCGUCUCCUUCAACUACCUAUACGGCGAGGACGGCCGCAAGAAAGCAGCCAUGGGUCUCAUUGUAGGCACGGGCUGCAACGCAACCAUCCCUCUGAAGCUCGCCGCCCUCCACGAAAGCAAACGACCUGCAAGGAUCAGCCUGCUCCCGGGCGAGGCCCCGGAGCAGGUCCGCAUCGCUGUCAACACGGAGUGGAGUAUCAAGGGCUCUGCACCGCCACUCCAGAAACUCGGCCUCAUAACGAGGUGGGACGAGGCUCUCGAUGCCGCUGGCGAAAUGCCUGGUUUCCAGCCGCUGGAGUACAUGACAGCAGGGCGCUACCUGGGCGAGCUGGGGCGACUCCUGCUGCUAGACUAUCUCCAUAGUCGUCUGGGUGUCGAUAUCUCGGUGUUGCCCAGCGCGUUGUUGACGCGCCACGGCAUGACGACGACCUUUCUGAGCCACUUCCGACCCCUGGACCCAGAAGUGCUGGUCUCUCAGUUGGAGACUGAGUUCCCAAGCAACGCGCCUUUCCGAUGGACGACCGACAUGGCCACGGCGCUCUAUCACAUGAGCAAGGCAAUCGAAAUCCGUGCGGCAGGCAUCGUGUCUGCUGCUGUGGCUGCGCGCUCCUUCGCAUGGCCGCCAAGACCGGCACAACAAAAGCCCAAACCCGCAUGCCGCCCAAGGACAACCGGCGCCCUCCCCGUCUCCGCCGCCGCUCGCACCGCCCCGUCCCGAACACGACGCACCCGAGCCCGGCCCGGCUCUCGCACUCGCCGUGCAUGCGCCGCCGGGGAUGACGCGCCCGACGCCGCCGCGGCAGAAGCGCAGGUCGCUGGCGAGGUCGCAGCCGCGGCCGCACGAGGGGCACCGCGAGGCGCUGGUUCGCGGCGCUCGAGGAGCCAGGCGACUUUGAGGCGGACGCCCGUGUCCGUCGUCUGGAAGAAGUGGCGGUUCGUGUGCUUCAGCGACAGGGCGUCCGGGUAG